AUGGCUAAUGAAAUUAAAAAAAUUAAAAACGAUAUAGCUUUAAGUAAUGCAAUGAUAUUUAUUGGUACAGGAGUAUCUAUGUAUGCAACAAACCUUGAACAAGAAGUGUCUCAUUGGAAAGGAUUGUUGAAACAUGAACUGCAACAAUGUUAUCGAUCAGGAUGGAUUAUUAACGAAGAAUUUGAGGAUUUCAAUAAUAAAUUCCAUAGUGACACAGCACAAAUUGAUGACUAUUUGCUUGCUGCCAAUCAAAUUAAGUAUUAUUUUCAAAUGGAAAAUGAUGAAACAAAAAAUGAUCUUUAUGCAACAUGGUUACGAGAAACAAUAGGAAACAUAGUAGUUAAAAAACCUGAACUUAUUAAAACUAUAGGAGAAUUAGAGUGUCCAAUUCUAACAACUAACUAUGAUUCAUUGCUCGAAGAUAUACUUGAUAAAAAACCAUUAACUUGGAAUGAAUAUUAUGUUAAUGAUAUUGAUGAUUCGUUGGAGAAUCUCAAAAAUUAA
Molecule: messenger RNA, 504 nt
Organism: Rotaria sp. Silwood2
Lineage: Eukaryota; Metazoa; Rotifera; Eurotatoria; Philodinida; Philodinidae
Source: the annotation of a GenBank genome assembly